Microdochium trichocladiopsis is the source of this 1946-nucleotide messenger RNA. Its product is annotated as general substrate transporter. NCBI's taxonomy places the organism in Eukaryota, Fungi, Ascomycota, Sordariomycetes, Xylariales, Microdochiaceae. Bases 70 to 1581 code for a protein of 503 amino acids. Gene Ontology annotation, biological process: carbohydrate transport; transmembrane transport. The record is from RefSeq and is a predicted model, not a curated record. Gene Ontology annotation, cellular component: membrane. The transcript has 6 exons. Gene Ontology annotation, molecular function: carbohydrate:proton symporter activity.
CGUGAUUGCCAAGUCAAGCGUAGUCCUCUCUAUCCUCGCCACCCGUUGCACUUGAGCACUGAACACAGCAUGGAGCCCAAAACCUACCAGUUUCUCGUGGGCAUCUUCGCCUCGCUCGGAUCGGCCCUGUUCGGCUACGAUCUGGGUGUAAUUGCCGGUGUCAUUGGAAGUGACAGCUACAUAAACCAGUUUCAGCCUGAAGCCCCUCAAAAUGGCGGCGUCGUCGCAACCUUUACUGCUGGUGCCUUUGUUGGUGCCGGUCUCGCCGGCCCCUCCGGUGAUAAGUUCGGUCGUCGCCUAACCAUCAUGGCCGGUGCCAUCAUCUUCCUCGUCGGAGGCGCUCUCCAGACAGCUGCUCAAACCCUCAACUACCUCUACGCCGGCCGUCUCAUUGCUGGUGUCGGUGUCGGUUUCCUGACCAUGAUUAUCCCCGUCUACCAGUCUGAGAUCGUGCACCCGAGCAUCCGCGGACGCGUCACUGGUCUGCAACAGUUCAUGCUUGGUAUUGGUGCCUUGAUUGCUGGCUGGACCACCUAUGGCACCCACAUCGGCCUGAGUGACAGUGCCCAGUGGCGCGUUCCCCUGGGUAUCCAGAUGCUCCCUGCCGCUAUCCUCGCUCCUCUGAUCCUGCUCUUCCCCGAAUCCCCUCGCUGGCUCCUCGACCACGACCGCGCCGAGGAGGGUCUCAGGGCAUUGGCCAGACUUCAUGCUCGUGGCGACACCUCCGAUGCUUGGGUCCAGGCCGAGUACGCCCAGAUCCAGGAGGCCAUCACCUUCGAGCAUGACCACGAGGCCAAGAGCUACAAGGAGCUGUUUGUCAACAAGUCCUCCUUCCGCCGUCUAUUGAUCGCCUGUGCGCUCCAAGCCGCCACACAGAUGACUGGUGUUUCAGCCAUCCAGUACUUCUCCCCAACCAUCUUCAAGCAGAUUGGCAUCAACACCGACGACACCCUCAAGUACCAGGCCAUCAGCAGUGUGCUCGCCCUUAUUGCUCAGGCCACCUGCAUGGCCACCAUUGACAAGUUCGGGCGUCGCUGGGUCGUUAUCAACGGCAUGCUGUUCAACGGCCUCAUGUUCCUCAUUGCCACCAUCCUCCUGGCCAAGUUUCCUCCCGAGACCAAUUCUGCCGGCACUGCCGGCUGGGGUUUCAUCAUUGUUACCUGGCUCUACAACAUCUCGUUCUCGUAUGCGACCGGCCCGCUGUCCUGGAUCGUACCCGCCGAGAUUUUCGACACGCACACCCGGUCCAAGGGCGUCUCGAUCGCGACCAUGACCUCGUUCGCCUUCAACACCAUGAUCGGCCAGGUCACCGACAUUGCCAUGAAGGCCGUCGGCUGGCGCUUCUUCAUCCUCUUCAUCGUGUGCAACUUCACCAACGCCCUCUUCUUCUUCCUCGUCCUCCCCGAGACCAAGAAGCUGCCCCUCGAGGAGAUGAACUACCUCUUCACAAACGCCCCCUGGCUCGUCCCGGGCACCGACAAGGCCAGCUACUCGGCCGGCCUGGCCGCCGACAUUGAGAGGCGCGCCGCCGAGGUCCGCGAGAAGCGCGAGCCCACUGCCGACGUGUCGCACAUCAAUUAAGGUGUCUUUCUCUCUGCUGAAGUUGUUUUCGCGUCCGGCUUUUGGUAAUUUUUCCGGGGUCUACUGCAAGCACAUGUCGCCGGAGGUGGGUCAAUACGCAAGAGAAGAGUCCGUCUGGCGCGGUUUGUCGUUCCAGUGUGGAGAGACGGGCGUGUGUGUGUGUGUGUGUGUGUGUAUACACAGCGACGCUCUGUGCUCGCCGUGGAGGCUCUCUUGUGGAAGCCACCUCACUGCUACAUUACCCCGGGUGGAUGAGAACGAGAGCAAAGACAAAUCCAGCCACACACAUCGCUGCUGUUGUUGUUAUACCUCGGCGCUGCCAUAGCAUAGCUUUAGAUGAAACAAUAUCAGUGUAAUAGAAGCAA